AUGGAGCCCUUAUAUGAGGAGUAUCUAGCAAAUUGUGGAACAAUAGUAAAACCUUACUACUGGCUUAGCUUCUCUUUAGAUUGUUCCAACUGUCCUUACCAUAUUCGGACAGGUGAAGAAGCAAGAGUCUCUUACAGAGAAUUUCAGCAGACCUUUGGAUUCCCUUAUGGGCCAGUGUAUUCUGAAACAAAACAGCUCGUAUUUUAUGAACUGAAAACUUCUUCUGGCAGCCUGGUACAAAAGGGGCAUGCUAGCACUUGCGCUGGGAACCAUAUUCAUCCCGAAUCAAUGCUGUUUGAGACACAAGGUUAUCUUGACUCAGCCUUAUACAAUAACGACCGCAUCAGGCAUAUCAUUCUAUAUUCCAACCACUCUCCUUGUAAUGAAGCUAGCCACUGCUGCAUCAGCAAAAUGUACAAUUUCCUGAUGACGUAUCCAGAUAUCACUCUUAGUGUUUACUUUUCUCAUUUCUAUCACACUGGGGCUGACUUUCCCGCCUCAGCCUGGAACCGAGAAGCUCUCCGGAGCCUGGCCAGCUUAUGGCCACAGGUCACUUUGAGUCCAAUAAGUGGUGGGAUGUGGCAUUUUCUCCUCAACAACUUUGUGAGUGGUGUCUCCGGAGCGGCUGUUUUCCAGCCCAUUUUACCUGGCAGAGCACUGGCUGACAGACACAAUGCAUAUGAAAUCAAUGCCAUAGCAGGAGUGAGGCCUUAUUUCACUGAAGUUCUUCCCCAAACAAAAGGGAAUCAGAGCAUAAAUGCUCAAUCUGUUUUAGAGAGCUAUCCCUUAAACAACGUCUUCCCCAGACUAUCUUUUCAAGUACCAAGUGGACAGCUACAACCCUACCUGACCCCAGGCCCCAGGAUUCCUGUUGUUUUUGUGCUGGUACCUUUCAGAGAACUACCACCAAUGCAUGUAGAUCAAAAUCCACAAAAGCCCAGGAAUGUUGUAAGGCACUUAAAUAUGCCUAAAAUGUCAUUCCAAGAAGCCCAGGACCUUGGAAGACUUCCCAUUGGAAGACCAGUGGAAACAGAACAAUUUACAAGUAGCAAAGAGGCAAAUGAAAAGAGGAAAGGGAAGAAAUAA
Molecule: messenger RNA, 1086 nt
Organism: Chrysochloris asiatica (Cape golden mole)
Lineage: Eukaryota; Metazoa; Chordata; Mammalia; Afrosoricida; Chrysochloridae
Gene: APOBEC4
Product: apolipoprotein B mRNA editing enzyme, catalytic polypeptide-like 4 (putative)
Exons: 1
Coding region: 1-1086 (361 amino acids)
Source: RefSeq, a predicted model, not a curated record